This is a messenger RNA of Ambispora gerdemannii, 1363 nucleotides long. The record is from the annotation of a GenBank genome assembly. NCBI's taxonomy places the organism in Eukaryota, Fungi, Glomeromycota, Glomeromycetes, Archaeosporales, Ambisporaceae.
AUGGCACAAGAGUUGCGAAGUGAUGUUAUCCAUCGUGUUCUGGAUGAAUCGAAAUUCGCCCCAGAAUGCCAAGAUAUUAUGGAAAAACUAUGCGGGUUUGAUAAAUAUAUUGAUUCUAACUCCGAAUUGACAGAUGCAGAAAAGAAACGGGCAAAAUUUCUCAUUCUUAUGAACAAAGAUAAAGAAAAUUUAAUACGAGUCAAAGGUUCUACAUAUCCUUGUAAAGUAUGCAACAAAUCCGGUUAUACAAUGCUAAACUGCGAGCAUUGUAUGCGAUCAUGUCUUAAAAGAAAAUUUUCCAAUUGGACUUCAGGCAAUAAAAUCAUCGACGAAACGAUUCAAGAGGCACAAAUAACCUUACCAACUCCGCGUGGGUUUGUUGAAUGGAUACCGUAUUCAGACUUUGAACAAGUGACAUAUAAGACACGCGGCGGUUUUGGGGAGAUUUAUACGGCAAUUUGGACGAAAGGAUAUGCAGAAGCAUUUGACCCAGAGAAGCAGGAAUAUAUUCGAAGCGGCCCUUUUAAGGUCAUUCUGAAAGUAUUAAAGAAAUCCAAUAAACCAAAUGAGGACUUUUUGAAAGAGUUGCAAACGCAUCUGUUAUUAGCUUCAAACGCCAAUAUGAUUGUACCCUGUUUGGGAGUGUCAAGACAUUCCGAAUCGGGAGAUUAUAUUCUUGUUUUAAAAGAAAUGAAAUCCGAUUUGCGUAGUUAUAUUCAAAAGAAUUAUAAGACGCUAACAUGGCCGGAUCUAUAUCAUGUAUUUCGUUAUAUUUUCGGCACUCUAAGAAGAUUUCACCAAAAAGAUCUUGUUCAUCGGGACUUGCAUAGUGGCAACGUAUUAAAGCGUUUUGGAGGCUGGUAUAUUGCCGAUUUUGGCCUUUGCGGUCCAGUGGAUAAAACGGAAAAGUCUGUCUAUGGUAUUGUGCCGUAUAUAGCGCCAGAAAUAUAUAGUACUUUUACAUAUACCCCUAAAACAGAUAUUUAUAGCGUUGGAAUGUUAAUGUACGAAUGUUGCACUGGAAGGCCGCCUUUCCAUGGUCAUCGUUACGAUUUUCCGCUUGCUUUAUCCAUCAUUAGAGGGUCUCGGCCACCCAUUCCUGCGGGUCUUCCUGAAUUGUAUGUAAAAAUGAUGAAACUAUGUUGGGAUACAGAUCCAUCUGUACGUCCUACCGCGGUCGAAGCCUGGGAAUUUUUUGGACAGCAAAUUCAAAGACCUGAAUCCACGGAAUUGGUAUUCAAAGAUCCGAUAGAUAUAUCAAGCCUACUCACUGGCUCUCUUAGUAGUCGUGUUUAUCAUUUUAAUCACCUACCAAAUCCACGUAAUGCAAGCGAAGCAACAAAUAAGAUUGGAUUUGCUGAAG